ACAUUCACCCCCAUCAUCUUCUCUCUCGAAUCAUCCAUCGAGCGUUCUUCCAAGACAAAAAUCCAUUCCUCGAAAACAAGAAAAACCCACAUUGAAUCUUUCUUUGUUUCAUGAAAACAUUUCGAAGAACAACACCAACAUGCCUUAACUAAUGCAAAUCUGGAUUCUUUUUUCUCUCUCUCUUGAACCCACCUACAUUUCCCCUUUUUCUCUCUGUAAAACAUGGUAGUGAAGAUGAUUAAAUGGAGGCCAUGGCCGCCGCUUCUAUCAAAGAAAUUUCAGGUGAAAUUGGUGGUGAAGAAGAUGGAAGGAGGAAGUGGUGAUCCUGAUCCUGAUCCUGAGAAAGAUUUUCUAAGGGCUGUAGAGGUUCGAUGGAAGGGACCCAAGAGUACAUUUAGGAGAACAGUGAAGAGGAAUUUUACAAAGGAGGAGACAGUUGUGGAACCAAACGGUGUCGUUCAAUGGGAUGAAGAAUUUCAUACUAUCUGUACCCUUUCUGGGUAUAAAGAGAAUGUCUUCUAUCCUUGGGAGAUUGGAUUCACUGUCUUGAAUGGACUAAGCCCAGGGCCGAAGAAUAAGGUUCCUGUAGUUGGAACAGCAUCCUUGAACCUUGCUGAUUAUGCCUCUGCAGGUGAAGAAAAAGAUUUUGAGCUGGAUAUACCUCUUACUGUCCCCUGUGGAGCAACUGAUUCUCCCCCUUCGCUUCACAUAUCACUUGGAUUAGUAGAAUUGAGAGCUGCUCAAGAAUCAGCAGAGUCAAUGCAGAAUCAAAGUCAAAUAACAGAAAAUUCAUCUGGAGAAAAGGAUGAGCUUUCUGCACUUAAAGCUGGAUUAAGAAAAGUCAAGAUCUUUAAGGAUUAUGUGUCAAUCCGGCGUGCCAAAAAAACUUUGCAAGAAGAUGAUCAUGAAAUCAGUGAAAGCAGGAGCGAAGAGGGUGAUUAUAACUACCCUUUUGAUUCAGAUUCGCUUUCUGAAUCCGAAGAAAGAGAAGUACACGAGAGUAAAGAGGAGGAUGCUACUUUUAGGAAGUCGUUUUGCUACGGCACACUGGCGAAUGCAAAUUAUACCGGAGGGUCUCUUUAUGAGAACAGUGUUUACUAUAGUUACCGUAAAUCUGAUGUGGGUAGUUCUCAGAAAGAGGAUCCGGAUGCUUCUGUUUUGGAAGGGUAUCUCGUUCAGAAUUCAAAACGAAGCAUCUUACCAUGGAAGAAGAGGAAACUUAACUUCAAAUCACCAAAAGUUAAAGGGGAGCCAUUGUUAAAGAAAGCUUAUGGUGAAGAAGGUGGAGAUGACAUUGACUUUGACCGACGACAACUCAGCUCCGAUGAAUCUCUUGUUAGGUGGCACAAGGCAUACGAAGAAUCUUCUGCGAACCAAUCCUCAAUAUCUGAGUUUGGGGACGAUAGUUUUGCUGUUGGAAACUGGGAACAGAGGGAAAUAAUCAGCCGCGACGGGUACAUGAAACUUCAAGCGCAAGUCUUCUUUGCUUCCAUUGAUCAACGCAGUGAGCGAGCUGCCGGAGAGAGUGCCUGUACCGCCCUGGUGGCAGUGGUUGCUGAUUGGUUCCAAAAUAACCACAAUCUGAUGCCGAUUAAGUCCCAACUUGAUUCUCUCAUUAGGGAAGGCUCUUUAGAAUGGAGGAACCUAUGCGACUACGAAACAUACAGAUCACAGUUUCCCGACAAGCACUUUGAUCUCGAAACCAUCAUCCAAGCCAAUGUCCGCCCUAUCUCCGUCGUCCAAGAGAAAUCUUUUAUCGGGUUCUUUCAUCCAGAUCAAGUCGAAGAGGGCAAAUUUGACUUUUUGCAUGGAGCAAUGUCGUUUGAUGGCAUGUGGGAUGAGAUUAGCCAUGAGUCGGAUGGUCUUACCCAUGGUGAACCCCUGGUCUACAUUGUGAGCUGGAACGAUCACUUUUUUGUGUUGAAAGUGGAACCCGAAGCUUUUUACAUAAUUGACACUUUAGGGGAGAGGCUCUUCGAGGGAUGCAAUCAAGCUUACAUCUUGAAAUUUGAUCGAAACACGACAAUCUACAAGAUACCCGUCUCAGAUUCAGUCGAACAGAGGCCUGCCGCUGAUCGAUUCAGCAUUUCGGAGGAUCUUGGUGAUGAAGCAGUGAAAAAUGAGAGUGAAUUUGAGGUUAUUUGCAAUGGAAAAGAGUGUUGUAAAGAGUACAUCAAGACUUUCUUGGCUGCAAUUCCUAUUAGGGAAUUGGAAGCAGAUAUCAAGAAAGGUUUAACCUCUUCUAUACCGGUUCAUCAAAGACUACAGAUAGAGUUUCACUACACUCGGUUACAACCGCGAGCCAUGGAUGAUCUGGUCCAGGUCAGCAGCCCAGUCAGCGCCAUGUCAUCACCAGUGGUUGAAGGUGCACAAACUGAGAUUGCCACAUAGAAGAAUGUUGCAACUUUUAAGAGUAUAUGCCAGAAAUUUUUAAAGGGUUAAACUAACUUUGUCUUACCCUAACCAUGGUUAAAGAUUGUUCUUUUAGGUUCUUAAUUGGGUUUUUCUCAAAAAAGAAAAAAACCCAGAAUUUUUUAGGGUUCUUACUAGCAGAAGUGGUUUCAUAGUGUUUGACUUGACUCCCCAACCCCACCACUUUGUUGUUUUCUUGUUUCUUGAAAAGGGCAUAGUUCUGUUAAAGCUAACUUUGUGAUCUCUUUUGGUGCAAAUAUCCAUUUGACUGUUU
Cynara cardunculus var. scolymus (artichoke) is the source of this 2686-nucleotide messenger RNA. RefSeq lists its product as uncharacterized. The record is from RefSeq and is a predicted model, not a curated record. The transcript is spliced from 4 exons. The coding region runs from base 223 to 2391 and encodes 722 amino acids. NCBI's taxonomy places the organism in Eukaryota, Viridiplantae, Streptophyta, Magnoliopsida, Asterales, Asteraceae.